Messenger RNA from Bursaphelenchus okinawaensis, 1139 nucleotides. The record is from the annotation of a GenBank genome assembly. Lineage: Eukaryota; Metazoa; Nematoda; Chromadorea; Rhabditida; Aphelenchoididae.
AUGGGUUGCAACUUAAGUUCUCCGAAAAAGCCUAAGACUGUCAGAGGAACAGCUGGUGGUAGUCAAGAAGAUGACAGUACUACAACUGAAGAGCGUAUUGAACAGGAUAAUAUAUCAGCUUCUACUGAAAGCAGUGAUGAGAGUGUGAAUGUGGAGGAAGAACUGUCAAUUGCCGGUAUUAUCAGUGAUGACAAUGUGACAACAACUAGUGAGCUUGAUACAGAAAGCAUUCAUACUGAAGAAGGCGAACCUGAUUAUGUAAGUUGUUAGGUAAAGUAGGGUGGGGUAAGGUAGGGUAGCGUAGGGUAGCGUAGGGUAGCGGAAGCUAAGACUAAGGCUAAGGCUAAGGCUAAGGCUAAGGCUAAAGCUAAGACUAAGGCUAAGGCUAAGGCUAAGGCUAAGGCUAAGGCUAAAGCUAAGACUAAGGCUAAGGCUAAGGUUAAGGAAAAUUUAGCGCUGGUACCAAAUAUGGAUUGUUGUUUAUUACUUUCCCUACCUUACCCUACUCUACCUUACCCUACUCUACCUUACCCUACUCUACCUUACCCUACCCUACUUUACUUUUUCUAUAUUCUCUUAUUUUUAACAAUGCCUAUAUCAGGUUGGUUUCCAUUGAAUUACACUCAAGCGAAUCAUUUUGCAUUCCAUAAAGCGUCAAGAUUAAAGGAUGUUGGCAGGGAUGGUAUUACAAUGCCAUCGGUUAAAUUCGUUAGUUUGGCUUUUGAUGAUAUUGAAGAUGUAAGCUUUGAUUGGAUUUUUGAAAACGUUUGCGUCGUGUUUCCUUCAAGGGAAAGACUUAAAGUUGAAAUCAUGGUAAAUGUAAAGGAGAAUAACAAACCAAGUAAGUCUAUGAUUUUAGUAAAGCAUAGGCUGUAAGAUGAGAGAGGGGGAAGGGGAGUAAAUCUUUGAGAAUUACUCUUUUGGAACCGAAACCUAAGGCUAAGGUUAAGGCUAAGGCUAAGGCUAAGGCUAAGGCUAAGGCUAAGGCUAAGGCUAAGGCUAAGGCUAAGGCUAAGGCUAAGGCUAAGGCUAAGGCUAAGGCUAAGGCUAAGGCUAAGGCUAAGGCUAAGGCUAAGGCUAAGGCUAAGGCUAAGGCUAAGGCUAAGGCUAAGGCUAAGGCUAAGGCUAAAACAUUGUAA